AUGGUGCUGACGUCAGGCAAGGGUGGAGCAGGGAUGCAGGAUGUUCCUGCCCAAGGGGAGAGCGCUCCUGUCAAAGCCCCUAUUGCUUUCCCUCCUCUUGACCCGGAGCUUCUUAGCACCAUCGACAAGACCUCUGGGUAUGUUGCAAGGAACGGCAAGGCCUUCGAAGACAUGAUCCGAGAGCGCGAAGGCGCCAACCCCAAGUUCACCUUCUUGCGCGAGAAAGGGGAGGGAUGCGAAUAUUUCCGAUGGAGGGUGUACUGCCUGCAGAUGAAGUUUGAGAAGCAUGAAAUGGAUGCCAUGCUGCGAGAAGCUUUCCCUCCGCUGGGCGAGGAGGACCUCAACACUUUCAAGGAGAUGUUGACUUCGCUCACGGGAUCCAAGGAUCACAUCCGAUCGAUGCGAGCAUGGAUUAUGUCCCACGAGGAGAACGUAGAGUUCAUCUGCGAGCAUUUCCACGCGCGGAUUAUCAGCAUUAAGGAGUUCCAACCAAGGUUACACAUCGUAUAUGUCCUCAACGACGUGCUGCAUGCCUGCCUCAAGAAGCGGAUGGAUCCAUCGAUCAUCGGUGGGAGGGAGGAGCCGUUGUGUUCCUCUGCUCUCUAA
Guillardia theta CCMP2712 is the source of this 606-nucleotide messenger RNA. RefSeq lists its product as hypothetical. Gene Ontology annotation, molecular function: RNA binding. Gene Ontology annotation, cellular component: perinuclear region of cytoplasm. Lineage: Eukaryota; Cryptophyceae; Pyrenomonadales; Geminigeraceae. The transcript has 9 exons. The coding region runs from base 1 to 606 and encodes 201 amino acids. Gene Ontology annotation, biological process: intracellular calcium ion homeostasis; RNA processing. The record is from RefSeq and is a predicted model, not a curated record.